AUGAUGGGACGAGUUCCUUAUGCCAUUCGACGACAUAAUAGAGCUAUGAUUUCAGCCACAGCGGGAAAAUGUGGUGGGGCUGGAUCCAGUGGAGAUGUUUCUUUCUAUUGCCAUCCAGAUAUGCAUAUUUCCGUGUUCAUACAUGAAUCAGCACACUCCGCAGAUCGUGGUACAUCAGCAACACAAGUUUGGCGCUCUGCUGUUCAGAAUGAUGAGUGUGUACCUGACCCCUAUGGUAAUUCCAACUUCGCCGAUAAUUUUGCUCAGGUGGCUGUUCUUUGGACCCAUUUGGUCGGACAAAGACAACACAACAAUUUAGGAGGAGGUCAGUUUAGCUGUAUGAGAAACCAAUUGGAGCAGAUAAGUAAAGCAUUAGCUGCCUGGCGUAUUCAAGCUCCACGGAACACUCUUCAACCAGGUCAACAACUCGAGCAGGAUGAAGCACUAACAUCUCCAAACGGUGCCUACCGUUUGGUACUGCAAACUGAUGGAAAUCUCGUGCUCUACGUUUCUGACAAUACCGUGCCCGCCAAUUCUCUCUGGACGACAGGUUCGUUCAGAAGAGGUCCUCAUCGCUUUGAAGUACAGCCUGAUGGCAACUUGGUCAUCUACGAUGGCAGCAACCAAGCUAGCUGGGCCUCAAACACACGUAGACAAAACGCUGAUCGUGGCCGUUUGGCAUUGCAGGAUGAUGGCAAUUUAGUUUUCUAUGAUAAUAAUAACCAACCAAUUUGGGCUACGAACACCUGUUGUUUUAUUGCUCCACGCCAAUAG
Messenger RNA from Rotaria sordida, 774 nucleotides. NCBI's taxonomy places the organism in Eukaryota, Metazoa, Rotifera, Eurotatoria, Philodinida, Philodinidae. The record is from the annotation of a GenBank genome assembly.